Messenger RNA from Tetranychus urticae (two-spotted spider mite), 3001 nucleotides. NCBI's taxonomy places the organism in Eukaryota, Metazoa, Arthropoda, Arachnida, Trombidiformes, Tetranychidae. The record is from RefSeq and is a predicted model, not a curated record.
GAAACAGAUAGAUUAAGUUAGUGGAUCAGAAUUAUUUACAAAUUUUUUCUGUUAACAAUUCAAUUUAGUUGCCACUUCUGUAACUUGUAGCUCAAUACUAUGAUCCGUUUAAUAUUAACUUUACUUUUGAGUCAAUAUUUUGUCUUAAUAUGGUCAGAAUCUUUGAAUGAUAUCAGUCUUAAGGUUGAAAGUGGAUCUUGGAUCAUCAAUUCAUCUUUAAUUGAUUCUGAAACCAAAACUAAAUAUACCUUGAACGAGAUUAUCUAUUCUGGUGAAUACAUCGAAAGUAAGAUUUCGAUUUCAUCUGGUUCACUCAAAUGGGAUGUUAUGCACUCAACAAACAACCGAUAUCAACGUCUUGUUAUUCACGAUAACCAAUGUGAUCUGUUCACUUAUAACACCAAAUGGGAAUCAAAGUUACCUGGGAUAACGAAUCCAUUGUUGAACCACAUUCUUCUGGUUGGACCUUCAGUUACACAUAGACUGGCUCAACUUUCAUGGCAAGAAGAACCUGACGCCGUGAAGAGAGGAGUAAUAAUGCACAGUAAAAGUACUUCGAUUGGAGGAGCCCGUUUGAAUAUAACUAAUUAUUACAUGAAAGGUGGAUGGUUUCAGGAUAAUGUUGCACCAAGAGUCACAAUAUUCACUGGUAUUGAUCCAUCUGAGCCUGACUAUUCAAGGCAGACAACACUAACAUUGGACACUUAUAUUCAAAUGGAAAGUUCUGAUGAAAAAUUAAAAGCGUUUGUUAAACCGGAGCCUGGAAUCGGAUGUCCAUUUUAUUUCAGCCAAGCUAGAAGUGAACCACAGCUAUUUAGCCAAGCAUUUUCACGAUUACAUUACAUCGUAGAUACAACCGUCAAAAAACCCAAGUCAAAACAGACGGUGAAAAGAGAAGUGGCUUAUAUUGACCAGUUAACACAACAAAUGAAUAUUGAAACCACAAUCGAAGGCAAAAAAACUGAAGAAAUUUAUGAUUUCACUUUGGGAAUCAAGUAUGAUGACGAUUCUUCGUCUUAUUGCUCAAUAAAACAACUUGAUUUGUCCAUUCCUGGAAUGAUAGUUUAUUCAAAUCAGGGUAAAAUGAAUAUAAAUGCCCAUCUUGGUUUCAAGUUGAAUUAUAAGUUUGUAGGAAUCGUUCAAAAUAGCCGUUCAUCUGGAAGAGACUUAUACGUCUGGGAAGCUGUUGAGUACAGCAAAACAUUUGAAGACCAAAAAUGUGACAAACUUGUAACAACUCAAUACCUACUUUUGACCAAUGAUGACAAUCUUGGUGAAAAAUUCAUGCUUCACUCGACAACAAUUAAUGGCUUUACGAAAACAGGCAAUAAUUAUAUCAAAGUCCUGGAGACAAGUCGAGUUUACCGUAAAUUUGAACCUACAAUUCAGAGUGAAGAUUAUGAUUUAAAGUUCAAUGUUGAUAAAUGUUAUCCAUUUGAAUCACAGCAUCGAACUAUUAAAUUACAUUUCAGAUGCCAGGAUGACUGUGACCAUUUCAAAUCCCGAAUAUAUACACACCGAUAUGCUAUAAAAUCAAUGAUAACACGAACUGAUCAAAUAUCGUCUUCAAGAAUAUCCAAUAUUGAAGUUAUUCCAGACUCAAAUGGAGCGACUGCAUACAUAACAUUUCUUGAAGCUCCAGAAAUUAAAGAUGCAUUUAGCUUCGAAACGAAAUUCCUGAACUCUGAGAGACUCCUCACUGGAUCGUCGUCAUUUGUAGCCUACAGUGACAUAGAUUGCCUUAUUAAUGCUGCAAAGUCACCAGCAGAUUAUCGGACAAUUAUUUAUUGUUAUAAUGAACGUCACAGUUGUUUCGCAUUUAAUGAGCAAAAAGACUUGACUGAAAGCUUUUUUGGAGCUAAUUGCGAUGUAUAUCAAAUUUCUUUGAAAAAUUUACACCGUUUCAGUCAAGAAUUGCCUCUUGAUAAAAUUGCUUCGGGCAUUGAAUGGAAAAAUUUCAUUUAUAGCUUAACCGACUCAACGAAAACAGCAUUGUACUCAUGUGAUCUCAUGGAGAACGUCGCAACGUCGAGAAAGGCUAAGAGCCAUUUUGAUUCACAUUACCUUUAUGAAGAUGACACUAGACUGAUACCAAAUGAUGAAAAUAUACUCAAGAUUGAUGGAGUUAAAAAUGUUGGCGAAUGUUUCCAUGCGUGUUCGAAGACUAACAAGUUCGACUGUAGAUCAAUAUCCAUAUGCCCUGACGUUGACCCACCCGAAUGUAUCAUAUCAAAUAUCUCGGAAAGGGCCUUAACAGAUGAUGAUUCGAUGACCAAUUCGUCUUGUAAAGUUUUGUACAGAAACCCAAUGCUUUAUUAUGUGAAGGUUGCGAAUAGAAAGUACAAAAAUCCAGAUUCAGUUUCCAGGCCGGGUUCUCCUGAAGAUUGUGCUAAUUUAUGCUAUGAAACGGACGAUUGUCUAUCAUUCCAGUAUUGCGACGUAUUUUGCACUUUUGGUGAAUAUUAUACAGAUUCCUCGACUGAAUUCAGUCAAGAUUGUGACAUUUAUAUUCCCAAAGUACUUCACAAGUUUACUGAUAAUGGCAAAAGGAUAGUCUCUAAUGUUUUCCAUACUGAGCUUGGGUUAACUUUAGACCAAUGUGCUGCUCUAUGCCAUGAUUGGGAUAAUGGAGAUGAAGUUUGUCAAUCUUUCAACUUUUGUCCAUCAACUAAAACCACGAGUUCAUGCGAGUUGUCCAAGUAUAAGAUAGAGGAUUCGUCGACAAAAACAAUCGACUCUAAAAUUUGUCACAACUAUGGUUACCCUACAUUGAGCGUUGAAAAGAGUCAAAAUUCAAAAGAUGAUCGCCAUGAAGGUUUAAGCAGGAAAACUGUCAUUAGUUUGAUUGCAAUAUUUGUUGGCAUUGGUUUCGUGUCCGGUUUUAUUUUUCCUAUUGUUUAUGCAAAAUUUAAAUCGACUAAUCACUCUAGAUUAAUUGAAAAAUAAGAAAUUAUUAUACAUUUUUUGUCAAAAAAUAAAACAAGAAUCUGGAAAAUGUUCA